This is a messenger RNA of Purpureocillium lilacinum, 1482 nucleotides long. RefSeq lists its product as uncharacterized. NCBI's taxonomy places the organism in Eukaryota, Fungi, Ascomycota, Sordariomycetes, Hypocreales, Ophiocordycipitaceae. Gene Ontology annotation, biological process: adenylate cyclase-activating G protein-coupled receptor signaling pathway. Gene Ontology annotation, molecular function: G protein-coupled receptor activity. The record is from RefSeq and is a predicted model, not a curated record. Gene Ontology annotation, cellular component: plasma membrane.
AUGAGCGGCACCUCGUGGGGGGCUCUCAAGCCCGACGGCCGCACGCUCACUCCGCUCCACUCGAGCCUCCGCCAAGGCCUCAUCGCCAUCACCGUCCUCGCCCUCAUCUCCUUCGUCGCCUCGGCCACGCUCUUUCUCUAUCUCUCGUACAAGCUCAUCCUGUGGCGCUUCUUCAUCCGCGAUCAUCCGGCCCGCGACGCCCAGCAUCCUGCGCUUCGAAAUGCCUCCCAGCCUACGGCCAACUUUACUCUUGGCAUCGACGACAUCUUCCCUGAGGGCCAGGCACCGUCGUCCGAGUCUGCAGAUGGCCAGCCGCAGCAGAAGCAACCGCCAGAACCUGCGCCGCCUCCCCCUCGUCCCAAGACCCCGCCGCCGAACCAGUUCCUUGUCCUAAUCUACAACCUCUUCCUCGCCGACAUGCACCAGAGCCUGGCCUUUCUGCUCAACACGGCCUGGCUGCAGCAGGAUGGCAUCAUCGUCGGUUCAACAACCUGCUGGUCGCAGGGUUUCUUCGUCUCUACCGGCGACUUGUCGUCGAGCAUGUUCAUCAUGGCCAUCGCCUUCCAUACGUACAUGUCUGUCGUCCAGAACCGCCGCCCUUCCCACAGGGUACUCUACGUCUCUGUUGGCUUGAUUUGGCUCUUCGUGUACGCCAUCUCCCUGCUGCCGGUGGGUAUCACGCAAAACGGCCGCGAAGCUGGCGGGUUCUUUGUGAGGGCCGGCGCAUGGUGCUGGAUGAACCAGGACUACGAGCACCUCCGUCUCGCCACCCACUACCUGUGGAUUUUCGUCGCGCUAGGUAUCACGUCGACGCUCUACCUCUCCAUCUUCAUCGCCCUUCGUCGCCAGCAGACGCAAGCGCGCAAGGCUGCGGGCCCAGAUGCGCCGCCUUCUGAGCUGAGCCACAAGCCAGCCUUCCUCAUCUACCCGGUCAUCUACGUUACGUGCACGCUGCCGCUCGCCCUAGGUCGUAUCGCUACCAUGGCGGGACUGGACGUGCCCAUCGGCUACUUCUGCUUCGCCGGCGCCAUGAUCGCCUUCAACGGGUCCUUUGACUGUCUGCUAUUCGGAACGACACGUAACACCAUCAUCUUCGCGGCGCCAUCCGAUCUCGACACCGAGGACACGGGUAUCAAGACCUUUGCUUUCCUGCAGACGCCGUCGCGCGAGUUUGGCAACAUGGUCUGGAUCCAGGGAGGCAACGGCCGCGCUCGCAGCAUGGAGACCGAGACCGCCGGCGGGUGGUGGUCGUGGACGCGGCUCAGGAACAGCACGAGCGCGUGGCCCCGGCCGCCGCGGCACCGGAACGCCAGCCAGGAGUCACUGCGCGGCACGGCAAUACAGAUGGACAUGGUGACAAGCGUGGUCGUCGAGGAGGAGGUGGAGAAGGAGACUCAGCGACGGAAAUACCCAGAGGCGUCCAUCAGCGAGAUGACGUCCAUGAAGAGCGGCGACAGGGACUACUCUGACGGCGAGAGGUAG